This is a messenger RNA of Entrophospora candida, 221 nucleotides long. The record is from the annotation of a GenBank genome assembly. NCBI's taxonomy places the organism in Eukaryota, Fungi, Glomeromycota, Glomeromycetes, Entrophosporales, Entrophosporaceae.
AUGGCUUGGUGUAAGGAAGCAAAGGAAAAAAAAUAUAUAAUGGAGACAGAGACAGCUACAACAGGUAUAGCAGCUGACAGAAUUUAUGGUGUUACCUUACACUCCUAUGCUGGUGUGGGGCUUGGAAAGGAGCCUGUUAGCAAUCUUAUUACAAAAAUACACAAUUCACGUCUUCAUUAUAUUCAGUGGAGGAUUAUCAAUAAGGUUGCUGGUGAAAUUGA